Molecule: messenger RNA, 686 nt
Organism: Polychytrium aggregatum
Lineage: Eukaryota; Fungi; Chytridiomycota; Chytridiomycetes; Polychytriales
Exons: 1
Coding region: 181-501 (106 amino acids)
Source: RefSeq, a predicted model, not a curated record
ACCCGCAGCGCCAGAACAAUCUUCGGAGCGCCUUUCUCGCCUCGGUCGUUCCUUCUGCCGGCAAAUAUCAACACCUCUUUCCUGCUAACAUCGGCGUGAGAGCAUCUCCCUCUCUGUUAACAUCAACCUCUUUCCGGCACACAGCAGCUUACCGCCGUUGACAUCCUCAUCUCCUCCGCCAUGAAGACCGCCCCGCUCGCCGCCCUCUUGUUCAACGUUCUGCUCAUGGCCGCGGCCGCCCUUGCCCUUCAGACGGCCUGCACCUCCUGCCCCACAGGCUUUGUCUGUCUGGGUGGGGCAUGCAUGGAAACCCCCGAGCACGCAAAUGCCACCACCGUCCCAGUCUCUCUCUCGACCUCGGCCCUCCCCGCGACCAGUGCAACUCCCAGUGCAAGCGCUGUGCCUUCCGCCAAGGCAUCAGACUCCGUGCGCUCGCAGACCACCGGGGCCGCUGCCGUCGCUCUCCUGCUGUUUGUCGCAACAGCCCUGCUCGUUUUGUAGCUGGCCUAUGAACCGGGAUAUCCGCCUCUCGGGUCCGCAGGGCGAUGGGCAAUCCAUUGAUGGACGAACAUCAACGGAGAACUGUAAGCGACGGAGCGGAUAAUCGAGAUUCGUUUCAUUUUGUGAGCGCCUCAGGCUGUAUUGAACCCCCAUUACCUCAUACAAUAUAUAUAUACGUAUAUAUA